AUGUCUGGACGUGGAAAGGGAGGAAAAGGCUUAGGAAAAGGUGGCGCCAAGCGUCAUCGCAAAGUUCUCCGUGAUAACAUCCAAGGCAUCACCAAGCCAGCCAUCCGCCGUCUCGCUCGUCGUGGUGGAGUUAAGAGAAUCUCAGGCCUCAUCUACGAAGAAACUCGUGGUGUCCUGAAAGUGUUCCUCGAGAACGUGAUUCGUGACGCCGUCACCUACUGUGAACACGCCAAGAGAAAGACCGUCACCGCCAUGGAUGUCGUCUACGCCCUCAAGCGCCAAGGCAGAACCCUCUACGGUUUCGGUGGAUAA
This is a messenger RNA of Bursaphelenchus okinawaensis, 312 nucleotides long. NCBI's taxonomy places the organism in Eukaryota, Metazoa, Nematoda, Chromadorea, Rhabditida, Aphelenchoididae. The record is from the annotation of a GenBank genome assembly.